GCAGCGCGUAAAGGCUACAGCGUGUCCCUCGGCGAUUAAUCUGAUCAAUCUAAGUCCUCUUCCUUCAUCUCCAAAUCUAUUUGACCUUCCUCUUCUUUUCUUCUUACUUCCCCUCCUUCCGCUCACUCUGCUCCCACUGCCCUUCUCAUCUCUUUCAGUUAUGGCGUCUUCUGAUAAACCUGAGAUCGUGGAAAGGGGAGAUAAAGAAAAAGACCAAAAGAAAGAUGAAAAUGAAGGGAAGGGUGGAUUCAUGGACAAAGUGAAAGAUUUCAUUCAUGACAUCGGCGAGAAGAUUGAAGAAGCGAUCGGUUUUGGGAAGCCGACUGCAGAUGUCGCUGCAAUUCAUAUUCCAUCCAUCAAUCUUGAGAAGGCUGAGAUUGUUGUUGAUGUUCUGAUUAAAAAUCCUAAUCCUGUUCCCAUUCCCCUAAUUGACAUUGACUACUUGAUAGAGAGUGAUGGCAGGAAACUGAUCUCUGGGUUGAUUCCUGAUGCUGGAACAAUUCAUGCUCAUGGAGAGGAAACUGUCAAAAUUCCUGUGAAGUUGGUUUAUGAUGAUAUAAAGAACACAUAUCAUGACAUUAAACCUGGCAGUAUCAUUCCUUACAGAAUCAAGGUUGAUCUCAUUGUAGACGUGCCUGUUUUUGGGAGACUCACACUGCCACUUGAGAAAACUGGAGAGAUCCCUAUUCCUUACAAGCCCGACGUCGAUAUCGAGAAGAUUCAAUUCGAUAGAUUCUCGUUUGAAGAAACUGUUGCCAUUCUCCACUUGAAAUUGGAAAAUAAGAAUGACUUUGAGUUGGGAUUGAAGGACAUAGACUGUGAAGUUUGGCUCUCUGAUGUUAGUAUUGGACGUGCGGAUCUCUCCGAAUUUACACCCAUUGAUAAAAAUGGGAUAAGUUACGUCGACUUGCCCAUCACCUUCAGGCCUAAGGACUUCGGUUCGGCACUCUGGGAUAUGAUCAGAGGAAGAGGGACUGGCUACACCAUAAAAGGGAAUAUUCAUGUCGACACACCUUUCGGUGAGAUGAAGCUGCCCAUUGUUAAAGAGGGUGGUACUACUCGCCUCAAGAAGAAUAAUGAGGACGGUGACGAGGACGAGGACGAGGAAUAAAUAAAAGAGAAUCAUGUGGAGGAAUAGUGGAUCGUUUUCUUCUUUCCUCUUAUUAGAAAAUGUAUUAUGAUGUUGUUUCAUAAACAUGGUAUGGGAUUGUUACGCCCUACUCUUUUGUUACUCAAUUGUUAUGGUAUUGGCACACGUUGAAUGGUGAGUUUCAUGCUUGUGGAAAAAAGUGAUAUUACUGUUAUCAUCUUUUAUUAGUUCCGGGAU
Molecule: messenger RNA, 1327 nt
Organism: Cucurbita maxima (winter squash)
Lineage: Eukaryota; Viridiplantae; Streptophyta; Magnoliopsida; Cucurbitales; Cucurbitaceae
Exons: 3
Coding region: 161-1111 (316 amino acids)
Biological process (GO): response to desiccation
Cellular component (GO): cytosol
Source: RefSeq, a predicted model, not a curated record